CGCUGAGUAAAGCAAAGGAUGCCACAGUGCUCAGGCAGUGCAUGGACGGAUGCAAGCGGGGGCACGACGGCGAGCCCGGCCACACGUUGUUGUUAUGAUGAUGCUUUACAGUUCAGAGUCACCUUGAAACUUUGAAACUCUAUUUUACUGAGGGCAGAAAUAUUUCGGCACAUCUCGCUGCAAGUUAAGUGUGAUGUUUUGGCUGCAUGUUGUAAAAUUCCUCUCACCACCACCUCCACCUCCACCGAUACAUCCCCUGAGGAGUGAUGGGUUCUAAGUUGACCAGACAGAGGAGUCUCGAUUUUGAGAGCAAAUUAUCCAAAAGAAGACGCCAGAGGAAUGACGCCCUGGGAGAGAGCGAGAGAAGUGGCGGCAGAGGAGACUUCUUGUUUACGUCCUUGAUGCUCAAGUCCGACAAGCUGCCAGGGAUGCUGCGGAAAACCAACCACAGCCCGUAUGUCAGACGGGUGGCGUGGAUCCGGGAGAUCCAGACGCUUCUCCGGGAGCAGAAGACGGAGCAAGCAGCCGAAGUCCUCAAACUGCUGAGAAAGGAUUUGGGGCUCCUGGGAACAUCACUCAAUGACAUUUUGUACAAAAAUGCAGCUUUUCUCAACCUGGUGGAUCCCAUUUCUCACGAGUUGCUGCUCAGUCUCGCCCGGGACCUGCAGUGCCCAAAAAAGGAGACCAACUCAUUCAAGUCCACUAACAAGAUCUGCCGCCAGCUGAUUUACCACCUGACCCCUCACUCCAAGUGGACGAGACAGAGCGUGCCCAGGAGGAAGUCUCAGGCCUGUCUGAAGACCACCCUGAAGAAGAAAGUGUCUGGGGAUGUGGUCAACCUGUCAGGCAUCCCGCUGUCUGGCCGAGACGUCCACCGCGUGGCCUUUUACCUCCAGAGCAGCAGUGACGCCGUGUCGGCCGUGGACCUGAGCUUCACUGAGCUGCAGGACGACAGCUUACGCCUGCUGCUGCCCUACCUCAGCUGCCUGCCAAAACUAACCAUACUAGCUGUCAAUGGUAACCGCCUGACUGUGGCCAUCCUGAAAGACCUGACAGAUGCAGUGAAGGAUCCUAAGAAGUUCCCCAGCCUGGCCUGGGUCGACCUCGGCAACAAUGUGGAUAUCUUCACCGUGCCGCAGCCGCUGCUUGUGGCCCUGCGGCGCCGGUUUGGCUUACGCAGUAGCCUGCCCACCAUUUAUGAGUACAGAGAGGCACAGGCUUUCGGUGGCUACAACCCAAACAUGGAGACCUCUGUGGAGGAGCCCAGUCUGUACGAGGAGGUAGAGGGAGAGGAGGAUGAUAGAGAGGAGGAGGAGGACAGGCUGGAGCUUCGAGCCUGGGGCUUCAGAGAAGAAAACCAGUCAAAAAAUGUGGCAGUGCACUUCUGUGGGAGGUGAUCGCCCAGAGCCACUUCCUGUUAGACUGGCUGUCUCUUAGAUUCCUCAGCAUCACCUCUCCCUAAGUUUAGCUUCCUGUGUUAGCAGGUGUCAUUGUGGCAGAUGCUUACAGUGACCCACAUGUUUCUGAAAACAGCUUUGAAAAAAGUAACUGUGUCGUGUGUCCCUCUGGAUGCUCUGACUACUGAAACUCGGCAGUGUGAAGCAGGCAGCUCUGUGCUUGUGCAGACACUAACACAUUUAUUUAUGGAUUGAUUUGACCUUCAUGUGUCCAGGAGAAGCUGAACUGAACGUGCCUGCUGUUUUCCAGUGCUUUGCGUUGUUAACGUAUUGUGGUCUCACACACUGACAUUUCCCACUAUUUGUUAGUCUGUCCACUGGAGCAGCUGGAUGUUAAGUGCCUUGCACAAGGGCACCUCUGCUGUAGAGGCUGAGAAAUGAGGGAAGAUUCACGUUCCCUGAGGGCAUUUACCCAGCUGGUUCGGCCUCUCUGACAACUUUGCCCCCACUGCUCCAUGUCUGUGAAACGUCUUGAUAAAUCAAAGCAACUAAAUGUGCUACUUAGGAAAUGGAUCACUUUGAGUUCCUCUGACAUUUUUGCUGUGAUAUAUUAUGUUUUCAGUCAGAGCUCAACUGCAGUGAGAUUAUUUACAUCCAUUUUUUCUGUCGAACCACAGCGGUUAUUUGGGAAUUAUUUUUUUAAUAAAUGCUGAGUUAUGGUAAGCAAAUCAAACAUACUGAAUCCACUUUAAUUUAAAAUUCCAGCACUGAUGCUUCGGUAGGUAUUGAUAACACAGCAAAGAUACUGCAGCUUUAUGGGGACGUCUCAGCCUGAUACGCACAGGCAGACAUGCAGACGACACACACAGAGUUUGAGCUGCUGAUGAACUGAUUACUGCCUCUAUCAGACCUUGUUAGGACCCUUUCAGGCACAGAUGGUGAGCAGGCGAUCCAUUUUUUUUUCAGCAAAUAGGACUAGCCCCAAAUAAUUUUGUCCACUGGUGGUUUGUGAAUAAUUCUGAAUCAGGCCAUAAGCAAUGAGGAAAAUGUCCACUCCGUUAACACAUAAAUGGCAAUGAAAAGACAAAUAAGUAGCUCUGCUUUUAUCUUCUCCUCUGUGGUGCUACAGCUUGCACAUGCGUCUCGCCUUGCUGUGACAUGCAUGAAUUGCAACACUUUCUUUUUGACAUUCACAUCCUUUUGUAUUGCUUUUUUAAAAGAUGGGCAUGAUUAUUUACUGUAGCACAUCAGAUCCUGCAGAGAGCAUGUUUACAUAUACAUUAAUAUUCUAAUAAAUUUGAGAUUGAGUUUUGGGCGGCAUUUGAUAAAAUGUUAUCCUGCCUACAGAUGUUAAUGUGUGUCUGUUCUCUUUCCAUGCUAUUAUUCAGGAAAAUCUGUUGUUUGUUUCUACAGGGAUAUUAAUGAACAGGACAGUUUGUGUGUGUGUGUGUGUGUGUGUGUGCAUGUGUGUUUGUCUAUGACAGCAUAAGAAGAGUGUGUGCCUGUGUGCAUGAGUGUGUUGUGGACAUGCAGAGUAAAUUACUACCUUUGAUCGUCGAAAUGAAAUGUUUACUCAUUUGCACUUUAAGGACGACUCUGUCCCUGAAUGCACACGCUUUGUGUUUAUGGGUUGUUGUUGACAUAAAAACAACUCAGCGAGCCGCCCACAUCCUAAAAUAAAUGUUUUAUCCCAGUUUUUUUUUUCUUGUUUUUGUUUUUGUUUGUUUUUAUUCAAUGUAAACCAUCAACCUUUGUAUACACGCCUCACACACACACACACACACACACACACACACACACACAUACUGCCAUAAUAAAAACAGUUGUAAAUUAGCUUAAUUUUGAUUUGGGCUCAUUAAUUCGUGGCCCACUUUUAAAGAUAAAGUGAUGUUUGCCUGCUGUUGCUUCAGAAAUAAACAUGAUUU
This is a messenger RNA of Scatophagus argus, 3322 nucleotides long. It is a transcript of the gene lrrc75bb, whose product is annotated as leucine rich repeat containing 75Bb. Lineage: Eukaryota; Metazoa; Chordata; Actinopteri; Scatophagidae. Bases 267 to 1397 code for a protein of 376 amino acids. The transcript is spliced from 4 exons. The record is from RefSeq and is a predicted model, not a curated record.